Messenger RNA from Tribolium madens (black flour beetle), 996 nucleotides. RefSeq lists its product as uncharacterized. Bases 108 to 869 code for a protein of 253 amino acids. The transcript has 5 exons. The record is from RefSeq and is a predicted model, not a curated record. Lineage: Eukaryota; Metazoa; Arthropoda; Insecta; Coleoptera; Tenebrionidae.
GCAGGGUUGGCAACGGAAUUUGACGUUUGCCACACCUAUUUGUUUACCUACCCAAAUGUGUCAUACCUUUAUUUAUUGUUUUAAUUGUUAAAAAUUACUCAAAAACCAUGAAUUACGGCAAGAAAUCGCCAACGACUGGCACCCCUUCGGUCUAUUCACACGUCACAACACGCAGCAGUGCGAAUUUAAGAAGUAGCCGGAGUAUAAAAUCGUUGAAAAUCCCAUGGUACAGAAGGCCUAUCAUAACCGAGUCUUAUAUUUUGGACGUCCAGAGAUCUUCUCUAUUAAUCGGAGUGUUUUCUUUGUUAUUGUCUAUCUUCACUGUUAUCACAAGUUGCUUUGAUCUCUAUUGCUAUUCAAUGGCAGUCCCAGGAUCCGUCCACACCGGCUAUUACGUUAUUUCAUAUCAAUUUAUUUACGUGGGAAACCGUCAUGUCCGCAAUGCUCUUGUUAUGUUCGCUGCUUUUUCCAUUCUUCUGGCAAUUGGCGUGUUUGUGACCAGCAUUAUGCUUAUAAUUGCCCUGCGAAAGGAAUAUGAAAAAAAGAUGGUGCCUUGGUUGUACGCUUUUGGGAUUUUCACAAUUUUCCGCCUGUUGGCGUACCUGUUUUUCUCCAUCGUGAACGACAUGAUUUUCGCUUACAACGUCCUUAUGUGUCUUCUUUGGACCGUGUUUUUGGCGAUAAGCAUCUACGGUUGGAUCCUCGUGUACUCCCUCUACAUCGAAUUGUCAGAUUUGAGUCGACUUGAGGAUUUGGCGCAUUUGCGGAUGGGAACAAUGCAGUCUCUGAAUGCAUCGACAGUCCCCUCCCUGGCGGGCUCUCGGCCGACGACACCCCACAGUACGGUCUCGACGAUGCCAGUAGGAUGAGUUAUGGGAUUCCCAGCUCGUUUUCGUUCGGGACUACGGUGUCCACCAUAUCGUAAUCUAUCCGUCCACAGUUUUAUAUUUUUUUAUUGUAAUCACUUGGAUUAAUACAUUGUUUUAAUUUUCAAAU